Molecule: messenger RNA, 4421 nt
Organism: Drosophila innubila
Lineage: Eukaryota; Metazoa; Arthropoda; Insecta; Diptera; Drosophilidae
Gene: tna
Product: zinc finger MIZ domain-containing protein 2
Exons: 11
Coding region: 776-4246 (1156 amino acids)
Biological process (GO): protein sumoylation; regulation of transcription by RNA polymerase II
Molecular function (GO): zinc ion binding; SUMO ligase activity
Source: RefSeq, a predicted model, not a curated record
UAGCAACCAAAAAGAAACAACAAAUUGGAAAAACUUGUGCAAAUAGAAAAAAAUUAUAAACAAAACAGACACAAGAAAUGUGAAAGCGUAACAAAAAACAACAAAAGUGAAAGAAAAAGUGCACAAAAAAUACAAAAAACAAAGUUGAAAUAAACUUUGGCAAAAUGUCGCUGAACCUUUGAGCAAAAGCAACAGAAACAAAACAAAAUAAAACAGAAACAAAAGUGACACUCGAUAAACAAAACAAACAAACACACAACAACACACAGUGGACAGUGUGUGUUAGAUGCCCAUGUAUUUGUUGAUGCCAUGCAAUUGAUUGUUGACAAAAUUCCCAUGUAUUCCAAACAAACAACGAAGCGCAAUUCCAAAAAGUAAGUUCCAUUUAUUCCCCCCCCUCCACCCACAACAAAAAAAAACAACAACAACAAGCAAAAGUGAAAGAAAUAAACAACAAAUGUUUGAUAAAAAUGUAAUUUAAUUACAAUUAAUUAAAAAGAGAAAAGAUAAAAGAUUCUGAAGAAGCAAGUGAAAAGUGACUGCAAAUAAACAGAACAUAAAAGCAAACAGAAAGAGAGAGAACUACAACAAACAGUUUCUGAUAAGGCGGCAACAACAACAACAACAACAACAACCACAAACAACAACAACCACAACAGCUGCUGCUGCCUCUGCCUCUUCUUCUUCACGCACCUGUCCCAAAAGCAACAACAACAAAUCGCAGAUCAGCUACAACAAUUCGCACAAUAAAUCAAAACUUAGAAAAAAUGAUGAAAUGAACCAGCAGGCGGGCUCCUCAAGGGCGCCAGCCACAGGGGGCCAAAUCUCACCACCAGGUGGCAGCAGCAACACCAGCAGCAGCAGCAGUAUUGUCGAUGCACAGCAGCAACAGCUUCAGCAACAGCAACAACAACAGCAGCAGCAGCAGCAACAACAGUACUAUAAUCAACAGCAGCAACAACAAUACCAACAACAACAACGCGAAAGUUUUUUGGCUUAUCAGCAACAACAGCAGCAGCAGCAGCAACAGCAACAACAACAGCAGCAGCAUCAACAACACCAACAGCAACAUCAACAUCAGCAGCAACAGCAACAACAACAACGCUCUGUGGGCGGAGGCAACUUUAUGCUAGGCAAUGAGCUCGGAGUCGGAGGCGACAGCCUGCGAAGUUUGAACAACACCUUCGGUCCGAACUCGGAGUUCACAUCACUCGGGGGCAGCAACUCGGCCAGUUCACUUGGUGGCAUCAACACCUCGAGCAGCCAGAGCGUGCAGGCACAAAGCAGCGGAGUUGGUGGUGCUGGAGGUGGUACUGCUGGCGGUUAUCCUAAUAUGGUUGCAGUCAGCCAACAGCAGCAACAUCAACACCAGCAGCAACAACACAUGUCCAAUAUGGAUGCCAUGGGAGGUUACAGUCAGAUGGGCGGUGGCAUGCAUCCUGUUGCCAAUGGCGGCAUGAUGGGCAAUGGCAAUGGCCAAUACAUGAACGGAGGCGCCCAAGGCGGCUAUAAUGGCGGCCAAGGGGGCAUGGGCAUGGCCGGCAUGGGCUACGGCAAUGCGGCUGCACAAAGGCAUCAUCAGAUGUCGCCCAUGAACCAAAUGCAGAACAUGUCCAUGGGAACAUGUCCUGGUGGCGGCAUGCCCGGCGGCAUGCAAAUGGGCGCCAUGAAUCCCAUGGCCAAGAUGCAGGGCAUGGCCAAUGGAGGUUACUCGCAGCAGCAGCCGCCUUCACAGCAGCAGCGUCGCAUGGCGCCGUAUCCACAUCCACAGAUGCACAUGGCACAGAAGCGAGCCGGCGCUGGCGCUGGCGUUGGCGGCAUGUAUCCCAAUCCUGCCCAGCAGCAGCAGCAGCCGCCUCAGAUGUAUGGUGGCCAACAGAUGCAUCCUGGUGCUGGAGCCGGAGCCGGUGUACCAUUGCCUAUGCAGGCGGGCGCUGGCAAUGGCUAUGGGCGUGGCGGUCCAAUGGGCGGAGCUGGAGGAGCAGGUGGCGCUGGCGCCUACGGACGCAUAUCGGCACCCAAUGGUGGACCAGUGAUGAGUCCUGGUGGCGGCAUGAUGCCCAUGGGCGGUGCUGGCAUGGUGCCCGGUCCCGGUUGCAUGGGACAGCAACGUUUUGUGCCACAGGCGGGAGGAGCUGGCGUUGGCUAUGGUGCAGGAUCUGGAGCGCAUCAGGCGCAGUUCUAUCCCGGCGGCAAUGGCGGCGGCAUGGGCGUGGGCGUGGCCGCUGGUCAAGGCGGCAUGUGCCCGGCUGGACCGGGCGCCGUUGGCAGCACUGGCAAUCCCUACCAGAAUCAAGGUUUCCAGCAAAACUAUCAGCACAGUCCAGUUCCUGGCAAUCCAACGCCUCCGCUGACGCCGGCCUGCAGUGUUCCCUAUGUCAGCCCCAAUCCGGACAUCAAGCCGCCAAUGGACAGCAGCGAAGAGAUGAGACUGACAUUCCCGGUGCGAGAUGGCAUCAUAUUGCCACCGUUCCGCCUGCUGCACAAUCUCUCGGUGAGCAACCAUGUGUUCCAUCUCAAGCAGAAUGUCUACAACACGCUCAUGUGCCGCACCGAUCUGGAGUUGCAGCUGAAAUGCUUCCAUCAGGACGAUCGCCAGAUGAACACAAACUGGCCACACACCGUCACCGUCUCCGCCAAUGCCACGCCGCUGACCAUCGAGCGGUCCGAGAAGAACAGCACGGCGUUGCGUCCGCUUUAUUUGAAGUCCGUUUGCCAACCAGGACGCAAUACGCUGCAGCUGACCGCCAGUUCCUGUUGUUGUUCCCAUUUGUUUGUGCUGCAACUUGUGCAUCGGCCAUCGGUGCGUCAGGUGUUGCAGACGUUGCACAAACGGAAUCUGUUGCCACUGGAGCAUAGCGUGCAGAAGAUCAAGCGUAAUCUGAGCCUGCCCAGCGUUGGAGCCGAUGGUGUGGCCAGCGUUGGCAGCCCGGAUGCAGCGCAGCAAUGCGCUAAGAUCUCAUUGAAGUGUCCCAUAACCAAGUCUCGAAUACGCCUCCCGGCACGUGGACACGAGUGCAAGCAUGUGCAAUGCUUCGAUCUGGAGGCAUAUCUCAUGAUCAACAGCGAACGUGGCUCGUGGCGUUGUCCCGAGUGCAGCAAGUCGGCCAUCACAGAUACCCUGGAAAUUGAUCAAUAUAUCUGGGCUAUACUCAACACGCUGAGCACCUCCGAUGUCGAUGAGGUGAUCAUUGAUUCAUCAGCCAAUUGGCGUGCCCUGCAGCACAAUGGUGGCAUGCCCAAUGCCCCACAAUCGGGUGCACCACCCACUGGCCAAGCGCCACCGAGUGGCAAUGCCAAUGGCAGCAACAACAACAGCGGCAGCAACGUUAACGGCAGCAACAAUGGCAACAGCAACACAAGUGUUGGCAACGGUUUGCCAGCCAUCAAACAGGAAUUGUUACCUGCCAUCAAGCAGGAGUUGUGCGAUGACAUUGCCAAGGUCAUGUCGCCGGGCUCCACACAGCUGCCCACCUGGGACAACUCGCAAGCGAUGAGUCCCUACAACAUGCACGACAUGAAUUCCAUUGCCAACGGCAACAUGAUGGGCAACAACAAUGCAGCCAACGGUGCACAGCUUGGCAAUCGCAGCAGCUAUGACAGCUUCAGUGGCAGCCACGGCGAUGGCAAUAACUUGGCCAAUAGCGAUGCCGUCAACUCUCUGGAUCAGCUCAAUGCCAUGGAGAAAUCGCUCAGCGAUCAGAUGCCACACACGCCGCACACACCUGGAGCGGCCAGCCAUCCCAUGACGCCCGGUGGACCGCCCAGUGUCAGCUCCUCGCACAAUGAGCCCAUCAGCGGCGGCACUCCUAACGCCAGCAACAACAACAACAGCAACGGAAGCGGCAACAACAACAGCACUGGACACAAUUCACCACAAACGCCGGGCACGCCCAGCCGCAGUCUGGGUAGCAGCACCAGCAUGUCCAAUGCGGACCAGCAGCAGCAGCAACAGCAGCAACAACAAUCCCAGCAGCAAUCGCAGCAGGAGCAACUGCUCAACUCCCUCAUGAGCAGCCAGACGCAGUUGAAGUUUGAGAAUGAUUUGAGCGCGGAACUGCAGAAUUUUGAUCCUUCCGCUGCAGGACUCGAUAACAACGGGCAUGAUCUGAAUCUGCUGCAGGAUAUGGAUCCAAUGGAAAUCUUGUCGUACCUGGAUCCGCAGACGGAUUUGAAUACACCGCCAUCGAGCGGCAGCAGCAAUAACAAUGCCAAUGACGAUCUCUUGGCCACGUUAUUCGAUUAAGCCACACUUGGACAGCGUUGAGAAAUGAGAUAUUCCUUAAACAAAAUGAGAACGAAAAAGAAAAAUUAAAAAAACAAAAAAGAAAAUAUGGCAUUAAACCAUAAUUGUAAAUAGUAUUAUUAAUUUUAAUGAAUUGUGAACUAUAGCGAGUUGCGUACUUCAAAAAAAAAAAAAA